This is a messenger RNA of Salmo salar (Atlantic salmon), 3950 nucleotides long. Its product is annotated as transmembrane 7 superfamily member 3. Gene Ontology annotation, cellular component: plasma membrane. The record is from RefSeq and is a predicted model, not a curated record. Gene Ontology annotation, biological process: negative regulation of programmed cell death. NCBI's taxonomy places the organism in Eukaryota, Metazoa, Chordata, Actinopteri, Salmoniformes, Salmonidae.
GCCCAGUUUGUUUUGACGUCUCCUGGAGAAAGGAAGUGGCUUGCAGCAGUUGACAUUCGUAGUACGUUUGAGCGACCGGACAUGGUUGGAGUUGUUCCGCGGAAGCAACAACAGCAAUGAAAACGAAUUUGUAGCCACACUAUGUUGCGCUGGCCUGUAGCCUUUGAAUAUCUCAGCAACUGUGUUGCAAGUGAAUGUAGCAGACUAGGAAGUAGGAACGUGGGCCUGAAGAAAAUGCCGUCCUCCUGGCUAAUGUACAUAUUUUUAUAUGUCUUGGUCUGUGAUGGAGUUGUAGCACAAGUGGAAAAUCGGGUGGUUUUUCUGUUCAACACCUUUCAGAACGUGAAUGUGAAUGAGAACGAGACAGUGCAGGCAGUGGUCUCCAGAAUCCCCCCUGAAGUGGCCUUUAUCACCCUCCAGUUCCAUACACAGCACAGCAAUGCUACGCUGUCCUACACCAGGAUGCCAGGGCUGGGCCUCUCUCUAACAGCGGUGGACUCAGGCCUUCUCUCACCCCUGAUCCCCGGUCAGACCAAGUUCUCCUGGUUCCUGCUGGCCCCUGAUGGCAACUCUGUGGCCGGCACUGGGGUCAUCCUCCCCUACACCAGCUCUGACCCAGUCCCUGGAGCUUGUAAUCUGGAGUUUGACCUGGACAUUGACCCAAAUGUCUACCUCCACUACAACAUUUUUGAGACUACUAUCCGCUUUGCACCUGCAAAUAUUGGCUAUUCAAGGGGCUCCAAUCCGCCCGCCUGUGACACUGAAGUAGGUGAAAACACUCGAUGGCGCCUGAGGUAUGAUAUCUACCAGUACUUCCUGCCUGAGAGCGACCUAUCAGAGCAGAGCCUCAUCACCAGCAUCCAGAGUGUGGCCAAUGUGCAGACCAUGAGAGAGCAUGGGAAAAGGAUCAUGACACUAUCAUCCAAUGACAAGACAGAGGUAGUGUUUAGCUCCAUCCCGGGCCAGGGUGUCAUCUACUCUGUCAUAGUCAGAGACCCAGUGCUUAACACCUCUUCCUCGUAUAUCCCUGUCCAUACCUAUGCCUGCAGCUUCUCCUCCACCCUGGAUGGCUGCGACACUCUGGGGAAGAUAUCCACAAGGAUCUUCUUCACCAUCGCUGGUUUAGCUGGCCUCUUCGUGUGCUUCUUUGGGCACCGCUUUUUCAAAUGUGAGCUAUUCUGUAUGGGCUUUGGCUUUGCAGCGUUUCUUUUUUUUGUCCUGAUCACAAGAACUACAAAGCUGGACUAUGACAUCCGUCUGACGCUGACAGCAGUGAUUGGCGUAGUGGGGGGAGUUAUCCUGGUGAUGAGCUGGUGGCGCUUUGGCUCAGUUAUGUCCUGUGUCGUCGUCGUCGGUCUCAUGCUGGGGUUCCUCAUCUCCUCCAUUGUCUUCUUCACGCCUGUCGGUGACAUACAGGUGUUCCGUUCAAAUGUGGUGUUCUGGGUGACGUUCAGCUGCAUCGUGGUGGGGGUACCGCUCUUCUUUGUCCGCUGGCCAAGAGAGGGUAACAUCACUACGUGUGGUGUAGCUGGAGCCUAUGCUGUGGUGCUGGCUGUGAAUGCUUACAUAUAUACCAGCCUCUCCUACAUCACCCUUAACAUUCUCAAACGCUUCCUCAACGACAACUUCAGCAAGGCCUUUACUGAUGUGCCUUUCCAGGACAUUGAUUUCAUCAUGAUCACAGUGUGGGUGGUUCUGGGUGUGUCUGGUAUCGUGCUACAGCUCUACCGGGAACGCACACGGCCCUUCUUCCCCCCCAGCCCUUAUCUCAUGUGGCUGCAAGAGCGGGAGCGCCGCAAGACCAACGUUCUGGACCCAAGCCACCACACGUCCUCACUCCCGUCCCGUCUCCUCGCCCGUGCCCGACAGCUGACUGGCAGGAGAGAGUCGGCUGGCGAGUGCACACCCCUCCUCCUUUAAACCCACCCAUUUUACCCAGCAAGGUAGACUGAUUCACCCCACUAGGAGGUUGCUAUGGGGCAUGGGCUCUCUAUCUACAGGGGAAGCACCAUUGCGUUUGGAGUCUUUCCAUUCCAGAUUAUGGAUGUUUUCAUUCCUUUGAUGAUGGUAACAGUCCAUUAAGGUAGUGUUUAUAUGCCUGGGGAAGAACUUUGCCACAAAGUGCACACAGAAUUUUCAAAGCAUUAUUUUCGAGCAUGAUUUGUUUCACUUCCUCAGUCUUAUGGUAUUUGGCUGCAUGUUCUUAGACGGUACUGAGGAAGUUGUUACCGCUGCCACUUAAUAUUGUGCCAAAAUAGUUGGGCACCAUCUCUCCUAGUACAUCACAGUGCCUUUUAAACAACUAGGGUUACAGCAUACCGGUAUGGGCAACUUAUGUGUUUUAAUACCACUGAAAAGCACAAGAAAACAUUUGGAACAGUAAGAUGCAGACAGUCUUUUUGAGAUGGCUUUGACAGCAACAUUUGGUAGGUAGGUAGGUAGGUAGGUAUUCAUUUUAGUGUAAAAGUAAGUAUACUUUGUUUAUCUUAAUACCAGUUCUGGGUAUUCCCAUUUUGGCUCCAAUGGCUGUAAAUUGUUUUUAAUGUUUUGUCAACAUUUUCGUUGGCAAACUGUCACUUUUACACCAUGUUUUGUAAAACUGUGUAUUUAGAGGCCACUAUUUUUCUUUUUCUUUUUACAAAUAUGAACAAUUACAUUUUUAAGAAAUAUGAGUUUGGUUUAUAUUGAAAUAUGCAUGUGUUUUGGGGACCCUUUUUGCGAAACGUAGUUGUUAAAUCGAACACUUAGUGGUAUGGGUGGGAACUUGCAGCCUAAAAUGUAUCCUCUCUUGAUUUCAUGGACAUGUUUGAUAGCACUCUAAAAUCAUAAACCACAAGUGGCAGGUGUAGGUGGAUCCUGAACACUGAUAUUAUAGGAAAUGGUGAUAUUGCCAAGCCCUUCAGGAUUUCCUGAAGUGUUGAGCAGUUGCAGGAAGAGCAAACGACAAGUGCCACAGCCUCUAUUGCUCUGUCAGCUGGCCUAACGCUUCCUUAAAGUGGGCCUGCUGUUUAUGUUCUCUAUUGCCCGCCUUUGUUUGGUAAAGCAUUUUCAGUGUUUCCCCUAUGACUUUUUUUUAGCAGUGGUGCAAGGGUAGCUGGGUGGGUGCAUUGCUAGUAUUGUAAGCACAAUGUCCUGCCAGCUGUUCCCAUAGACCUCCAAUCAUUGAGCCAACGACUAUCCCUUUAAAAGCGCGUCUUGUGGGCCACCGCUGCUAAAUGAACCGAGGGGAAACACUGAUUUUAAGGUAGUCCAAUAUGUGUUUUGUGGGACUUUUUCUUUAGGUUCUUUCUCUCUCAUUACCCACCCAGUAUGUGAUUUGGUAUGAAAAUCUGGCUUAUUGAGGCAUUCAUGAUGCGUACAGGAGUUUGCCUGCAGUCACAUGACAUGGUUUAUUAAUGCAUUCCAUGACCAAUGUCAGUUUUUCCUCAAUGUUCAGUAAUAUUGAAACUUAAGUGGAUAAUUUAAGAGGUUAUUUUACCUCUUGUGCAAAACAACAAGGUAUCCUCAGAUGCAGUGUAAUAUCCCACCAGUGAUUUUGUAAAUCCUCGCCAUUUGCACACGACAGGAUGUUGAAUUAAAAUUUGAUAGGGAAUUUAUUGAUCUUUCAUGAUUAGCAUUACAAUGUCAAGGAUGGGAAAGACUGAAAUGCAGGUAGAAAUGGCCAUUUCUACUUUUCUCAGUUUCCAAACCAAAACACACAGGGGUGUGAGGAGGCCGACAUAGUAAAAUUAUAGCCAUACUGUUGAAAUUCCACACUAGGAAAUGCUUCUAUGCACUAAGAUUACUCAUGAAGCUUUCUUGAAAGUCAAGGUUGCCUUUCAGUAUUUUUCACUACAGCUCUUAGCUACUUACCUUUUCAUGUGCCAUGUCUUGUUUUAAAAUGGGCUGUUUGUCUAUAGUGUUUGUUUUGUUGUGUGAGAAAUGUGAUAAAUUGUUUGUCCUAAAAAUCA